This is a messenger RNA of Phragmites australis (common reed), 2471 nucleotides long. Its product is annotated as protein ecdysoneless homolog. Gene Ontology annotation, cellular component: nucleus. The coding region runs from base 203 to 2185 and encodes 660 amino acids. The transcript has 5 exons. Lineage: Eukaryota; Viridiplantae; Streptophyta; Magnoliopsida; Poales; Poaceae. The record is from RefSeq and is a predicted model, not a curated record.
GAAAUGGAAGGAGGAUGAUAAGAAAGAGGAUGGAAUAAGGAAACUGAUAGAGAAGCUAUGGUAGUUUUUAUGUUAUAUUUCUAUUUUUAGCUAUAGGAAGGCAAAUGAGCAAACUGUUAGAGUUGCUCUAACCCCCCAACCUACUAGCUAAACUCCGCACCGCUCCUGCGUCCGGUCUCACUCUCACCUCUCGCCUCUUCUCAUGGCGGCCACCGCCUCCACCUCCGCGUCGGCCGCCUCCAAUCCUUUCCCGUUUCCCUCGCGCCGCCCACCGGACGACACCCUCUUCUACGGCGUCUACCCGCUGCCGCCCCCCGCCGACCUGCCCCCGCCCGCGCUCCUAGCCUCGCUCCGGUCCCUCCACCUCUCCCUCGUCGACCACCUCGCCCCCUUCCUCUCCUCCCACCUCUUCCACCGCGACCCCUUCACCCUCUCCAUCCCGCCCGACCCGACCUCCCCCUGCGCGCUCUGCGCCUCGCCACCCGUGCCCCACCUCCACGGCGCGCUCCGCUUCGGGGACUCCCUCCCCGACGAGUGGUUCGCCGUCUCCCUCCUCUUCGCGCUCACCCGCGCCUUCCCAGACCUCGCGGCCCGCGCCUGGGACUCCGACGGGGAGUUCCUCCUCAUCGAGGCCGCCUUCGCGCUCCCGCGGUGGCUCGACCCCGACACCGCCCCCAACCGUGUGUUCAUCUUCCGCGGCGAGCUCCACAUCCUGCCGCCCUCCCUCUUCCCCGAGACGCCCUCACUGGACGCCGCGCUAGCCGCCGUCUACAACAACUCCGUCGACACCCGCGCCCCCGACGCCGUCCAGGCGGCGAUACAGCGCCGCAUCGCUGGGCUGCCCGAGAGGGCGGCGGAGAACCUCCACACGGCGCGCGUCAUCGUCCCGGCGCCCGUGGCGAAGGUGCUCAAGGAAGAGCCCUGCCUGAUCGCACGUGCCGUCGAGGGGUUCUUCGACCGGGACAUAGACACCAUGAAGCAUGCGGCGAGGAUGGAGAAGUUCCUUAAGGGGCCCGGCGGGGAAGGGGUUGAGAUGGUGAGGACCUGGGUGCGGAUGACGCGGGCAAUGUACGCACAGCUCAUGCAGCAGAACUUCCAGGCGCCCAGGGGGUACCCGAUGCCACGGAGGGAGGAGGGGCCAGAGAAGUGGAUGGAGGCUGAGCUGGGGAUGAAGAUUGCGUGUGGGUUCGAGAUGAUGUACCAGGAGAGACGACGCCAAGGGGAAGAAGGUAAAGGGAGCACGUGGGAGGUUUACUGGAAGAGCUUGGAGGCGACUGGGUGCUUCGAGGGUCUGCUUCCUGGAUCAAAGGAGUAUAAGAGGGUCAUGGAGGAUGCAAUGCAAUAUUACAAGAGCUCCACUUUGUACUCACGAAUGAGGGAGAUACUAAGUGAACCAGUGCGUCGAAUUGAUGGAAUCCUAUCAGUGCCAUACUCAGCCGACGAAUUUAAAGGCUUUGAUCUUCCUCCCGGUGAUGAUGACUCCUGGUUGUACGGUGGGGAGGAUGAGUUGAAUGCAGAACUCCGUGAAAGGCAGAAGGAAAUGGAAGAGUAUGAGGCUGCGAAGAAGCACAUAAAAAGUCAAAAGAAAGGUGUCUCUAGCACUUCUAAGUCCCAGACAGACGAGUUUAAGCUUGGAGAGAUUACAGAGUCCAUGCAAGAAUUUGUUCGCAAAAUGUCCAGCUUUGAGGGAGCCGAAGUUCCUGCAAACAGAAGAGAUAUGGAAUCAGUGGAUCUAGAUGUCAACCAGUUCUUCAAGGCCAUGGAAUCGGUUUUAGGUGGAGGUUCACAAGAGGAAGCUGGCAGUGUUGCUGAAAUGGAUAGAAAAUCCUCAUCAUCUGACAUGGACUUCGAUGAUUCUGAUGAAGAGAAUGAUUUUGCUGAAGAAUCAGGUGACAAGGAUGUGGAUGAUGCUUUUAUGGAAUCAUAUUCAGAUGCUCUGAAUAAAGAGCUAAGUAGUACCACUAUCGAGAAAAGCUUUACUCGUGCACCACGCCUUGACACCAACAAUGAGGGUCCAUCAGAUGCUGCAGCUACUGAUGGUGUGAUGACUCCAGUUGACGUAGAUUUGAACCUCGUGGAGAGCAUUCUUAACUCCUACUCUUCUCAACAAGGCCUUCCUGGUCCAGCUUCUAAUCUGUUUGGACUUAUGGGUGUAAAGGUACCUCCCGAUGCUAAGAAGUCGUGAUUUUUUUUUGUAUCAGUGUACACGUGGAGUUUCAGGAAAUAUACGAAGAACCAAUCUUACAUAUCUGGGUGGUUACCCAAGAUGUUGUGAUAUUUUCUCUGUAAUCUCGAUAUUUUACUUAUGUGCAAACCUCGAGCAGAAAUGUGUCUUGUGGAUAAUUACACCAUAAAUUUUAUACUUAGGGAUGUUGGGCUGUAUGGCAUGGCACCUCUGGCCUCGAGAUGAUAAAAGAGUACAAAAGAUCAGUUGGUCAUUUGAAUAAAGAUUAUUUUCAUUUUGGAUGGCA